GACGCGGGCCAGGCGUGGCAGCGGCGGCAAGAUGGCGUCUACGGCGGCCGGGAAGCAGCGGAUCCCCAAAGUGGCGAAGGUGAAAAACAAGGCGCCCGCCGAGGUGCAGAUCACAGCGGAGCAGCUUCUGCGAGAAGCCAAAGAGCGAGAGCUCGAGCUCCUGCCGCCGCCCCCCCAGCAGAAGAUCACAGAUGUAGAGGAGCUCAAUGACUACAAACUCCGCAAAAGGAAGACUUUUGAAGAUAACAUAAGAAAAAACAGAACUGUUAUCAGUAACUGGAUAAAGUAUGCACAAUGGGAGGAAAGCCUGAAAGAAAUACAAAGAGCUCGCUCCAUUUACGAGCGUGCUCUAGAUGUCGACUACAGAAAUGUCACUCUCUGGCUGAAAUAUGCAGAGAUGGAAAUGAAGAACCGCCAGGUUAAUCAUGCCCGAAACAUUUGGGAUCGAGCCAUUACUACCCUCCCCAGGGUCAACCAGUUCUGGUAUAAGUAUACUUACAUGGAAGAGAUGCUGGGCAAUGUUGCUGGCUCCCGUCAGGUGUUUGAGCGCUGGAUGGAGUGGCAGCCAGAGGAGCAAGCCUGGCAUUCCUAUAUUAACUUCGAGCUGAGAUACAAGGAGGUGGACAGGGCACGUACCAUUUAUGAAAGAUUUGUUAUUGUUCAUCCUGAUGUUAAAAACUGGAUCAAGUACGCCCGCUUUGAGGAGAAGCACAGUUACUUUGCUCACGCGAGGAAGGUGUACGAGAGGGCAGUGGAGUUCUUUGGAGAAGAGCACAUGGAUGAGCAUUUGUACGUGGCUUUUGCAAAGUUUGAGGAGAACCAGAAAGAAUUUGAAAGAGUAAGAGUGAUCUACAAAUAUGCCUUGGAUAGAAUUCCAAAACAGGCAGCACAAAACCUMUUCAAGAAUUAUACCAUCUUUGAGAAGAAGUUUGGUGAUAGAAGGGGAAUUGAGGACAUCAUUGUCAGCAAGAGGAGAUUCCAAUAUGAAGAGGAGGUGAAGGCAAAUCCACAUAAUUAUGAUGCGUGGUUUGACUAUUUGAGGUUAGUUGAAAGUGAUGCAGAUGCUGACACUGUGCGAGAAGUGUAUGAGAGAGCCAUUGCCAACGUUCCCCCCCUUCAAGAGAAGAGACACUGGAAGAGAUACAUCUAUCUUUGGAUUAAUUAUGCAUUAUAUGAAGAGCUGGAGGCAAAGGAUCCGGAACGAACCAGGCAGGUGUAUCAGGCAUGUGUCGAGCUCCUUCCGCACAAGAAGUUCACAUUUGCCAAAAUAUGGCUGCUGUAUGCACAGUUCGAAAUACGACAGAAAAAUCUUCCACUUGCCAGAAGAGCUUUGGGGACAUCCAUAGGUAAAUGUCCAAAAAACAAACUCUUCAAAGGUUAUAUUGAAUUGGAAUUACAACUGCGAGAAUUUGAUCGUUGCCGAAAGCUGUAUGAAAAAUUCUUGGAGUUUGCACCAGAGAACUGCACAUCGUGGAUUAAAUUUGCUGAACUGGAGACCAUUCUGGGGGAUAUUGACAGAGCCCGUGCAAUAUAUGAGCUGGCUAUUGGCCAGCCCCGGCUGGACAUGCCUGAGGUUCUUUGGAAGUCCUAUAUUGAUUUUGAAAUUGAGCAAGAAGAGUAUGAGAACACAAGAAACCUGUACCGCAGGCUACUUCAGCGGACCCAGCACGUUAAGGUGUGGAUCAGUUUUGCCCAGUUUGAGCUUUCUGCAGGAAAGGAGGAGAAUUUGCCAAGAUGCCGGCAAGUUUAUGAAGAGGCCAAUAAGGCAAUGCGGAACUGUGAGGAGAAGGAGGAGAGAGUCAUGCUCCUGGAAUCCUGGAGAAACUUUGAACAGGAGUUUGGAACUGACACCACGAAAGAGAGGAUAAACAAACUUAUGCCUGAGAAAAUAAAGAAGAGAAGAAAACUUCAGGCUGAAGAUGGGUCUGAUGCUGGCUGGGAGGAAUACUAUGAUUACAUUUUCCCCGAAGACACUGCCAACCAGCCCAAUCUCAAACUCCUCGCUAUGGCUAAACUGUGGAAGAAGCAGCAACAGGAGAGCGAAGCUGCRGAGACAGAUCCCGACAAAGAUAUUGAUGAAAGCCAGCCUUAAAACAUUGACUUCUCCUCCUCCUUUUUUGGGGAGGGUAUUGUACAGUAUUUUCACGGAGGAUGAAUAAAUGCAACUGAAGAGUUUUACUACUAUUGAUGUAUUUUGGCUUGAAAAAGAAAUAAUUUUAAAGUGAUUCCAUUUAACAUUGUGUUUUUUAAGCACAGCCAGGGCAAGGCARGUGCAGAAGUUUGCCACUGUUGUCAGUGUUCUGAGAACUGCAAGAAAAGCAGCAGUGCUUGCAGCUUUGUUUCCAAACACAGGUCUGUCUCUCCUAAGGCUCUCAAGAAAGUGUCACAGGAAUGCUCGAUUUAAGGAUAUUAACAUGGCAGGACCCCAGAUCUGCUUUUGUAAUGAGAAAGAUUACUUCAAUCAUUCCUGAUACAUUCUGUAGCACAGAUUUUGAUCACAAGGAUGGUUUUGAUUACAAUAAAACCUACUGCCAACUGUAACCUCUUCAGUUUCCUACUAAAGUAAGUUUUCAUCCCAGAAACUAGUUAGGAAGGACAACRUUAGAAAUUAAAUGCAACUGAAACUAGCCCCUGAAAGACACAGGCAUAGAAAUCAGUAUCACACCGUCUGUCUG
Messenger RNA from Nothoprocta perdicaria, 2675 nucleotides. RefSeq names its product crooked neck pre-mRNA splicing factor 1 (gene CRNKL1). The coding region runs from base 32 to 2092 and encodes 686 amino acids. Gene Ontology annotation, molecular function: protein binding. The transcript is spliced from 14 exons. The record is from RefSeq and is a predicted model, not a curated record. Gene Ontology annotation, cellular component: Prp19 complex; precatalytic spliceosome; post-mRNA release spliceosomal complex. NCBI's taxonomy places the organism in Eukaryota, Metazoa, Chordata, Aves, Tinamiformes, Tinamidae. Gene Ontology annotation, biological process: spliceosomal complex assembly; mRNA splicing, via spliceosome.